This is a messenger RNA of Spinacia oleracea (spinach), 827 nucleotides long. Its product is annotated as glycine-rich cell wall structural protein-like. NCBI's taxonomy places the organism in Eukaryota, Viridiplantae, Streptophyta, Magnoliopsida, Caryophyllales, Amaranthaceae. The record is from RefSeq and is a predicted model, not a curated record. The coding region runs from base 73 to 648 and encodes 191 amino acids. The transcript is spliced from 2 exons.
ACUUCUUAUAUCAAACCAACUUAAUUAAACAGUCAUUCUUACUAAAUCUUCUCUUCAAGUAGUGAAUAUUUCAUGAAAAUGGCCUACUCUAAGGCUUUCCUUCUUCUUUCCUGUCUCUCUUUUGUUCUCUUGAUUUCCUCAAUUGUCUCAGCCCGUGAACUUACCGAGUCUACCUCUACUACUAAAAAGACUCAAUCCAGUGAGGAGCCAAAAGAGUUAGAUGGAUAUGGGCACGGAGGUUACGGACAUGGUGGUUAUGGACAUGGUGGACAUGGUGGCCACUACCCACCAGAAGAAGAGGAGACGGAUGUAAAGGAGGAUGUUGAGCUAGAAGGUUAUGGUCGUGAUGGAUAUGGCCAAGGGGGAUACGGUGGUUCAAGGGGUGGGUACGGCGACCAAGGUGGGUAUGGUGGUUCAAGGGGUGGAUACGGCCAAGGUGGAUAUGGUGGUUCAAGGGGUGGAUACGGCGACCAAGGUGGGUAUGGUGGUUCAAGGGGUGGAUACGGCCAAGGUGGGUAUGGUGGUUCAAGGGGUGGGUACGGUGACCAAGGUGGAUAUGGUGGUUCAAGGGGUGGAUACGGCCAAGGUGGCUAUGGACAUGGCGGAUAUGGCGGUCGCUACCCGCCAAAUGAGGAGAAUAACAACUAAAUAGACGAAUGAAGUUAUACAUUUAGCUAGUUUGCGUUGUUAUUGGCAUGCAUGCAAUGCAAUGCAACCUUAUGUAAAAUGAUAUUCCUUUCGAUUUUCAAAAUGUAUUGUUAAUAAGCAUGUUCUACGUUUAAGACUUUCGUAUAUGUUAAGUAAAUAUAAAUUAAAUCAUUAUACUA